Messenger RNA from Phytophthora nicotianae INRA-310, 801 nucleotides. RefSeq lists its product as hypothetical. NCBI's taxonomy places the organism in Eukaryota, Oomycota, Peronosporomycetes, Peronosporales, Peronosporaceae. The coding region runs from base 1 to 801 and encodes 266 amino acids. The record is from RefSeq and is a predicted model, not a curated record. Gene Ontology annotation, molecular function: sugar transmembrane transporter activity. Gene Ontology annotation, biological process: carbohydrate transport. The transcript is spliced from 2 exons. Gene Ontology annotation, cellular component: membrane.
AUGGUGUUUUGGGUGACGCUAUUGAACGUUUUCACGGGUGUCGCCGAUAUUCUGCUUCGCCUCAGCCCAGUGCCAGACAUAUACAAUGUCCACCGCAACAAAAACAUCGGUGAAAUGGCUGAACUGCCGCUUAUUACGAUGGUUAUCAGUUGCCAUUUGUGGAUAACAUACCGUUACGUCACGAACAGUUUCUUUCGUAUCAUGGGCUCUCAGCUCUUCGGUGAGAUCUUUGGUAUCGUAUACAACAUUAUCUACUAUCGGUGGAGCCCCGAGAAAAAACGCGUACGGCUCCGCAAGCUAUACUUGAUGGCCUUUGCAGUGUGGUGCAUGAUCACACUCUACGUGGUUUUCGGUGUCUCGGGUGUCUUCGACCAAAACAAGUCUGAGGUUGGCAAGUCUCUAGGAUAUGCUGGAUGUGCUUUCAGUCUCUCGAUGUUCGCGUCCCCAUUGGCCACGCUCAAACACGUAGUCAAGACCAGGAACUCCGCUUCUAUCCCGAUUAACAUGUGCACCAUGAUUCUGAUUUCCAGCGCGCUGGGGGCAGGCUCGGGUUAUCUAGAUGACGACUAUUUCGUGGCAGUGAUCAAUUUAAUCGGCGUCCUAUUGAGCUGCAUACAGAUAGUCAUCUACUUCGUAUACAGGCCCCAAACGAGUACUGACGUGGCAGUGCACCUAAGUGAUGCGACGUUAAGCGUACUGUCUCCGAAGUCGAAGGCACAUAGCACGAUUCUCGUCGAGAGCCCUGUGUGUUACAAUAUUUCGUUGUCGCCGCUGGUAAGGGAGAAAGCAGCAGACCAAUAA